This is a messenger RNA of Triticum aestivum (bread wheat), 4073 nucleotides long. Its product is annotated as disease resistance protein Pik-2-like. The transcript is spliced from 4 exons. Lineage: Eukaryota; Viridiplantae; Streptophyta; Magnoliopsida; Poales; Poaceae. The record is from RefSeq and is a predicted model, not a curated record. The coding region runs from base 35 to 3823 and encodes 1262 amino acids. Gene Ontology annotation, biological process: defense response to other organism. Gene Ontology annotation, molecular function: ADP binding.
CUUUGGAGGAGGAGAAGACAGAGAGAGAGCGGCGAUGGAGUCGACGGCGCUGAGCAUCGGCAAGGCCGUGCUGAGAGGAGCUAUUGGCUACGCCUCGUCCGCGGCGGCGGAGGAGGUGGCCUUGCAGCUCGGCAUCCAGGCUGAUCAUGCCUUCAUCAGGGACGAGCUCGAGAUGAUGCAGGCUUUCCUGAUGGCCGCGCACGAGGAGCCCGACGACAACAGGGUGGUCAAGACCUGGGUGAAGCAAGUCCGCGACGUGUCCUACAACGUCGAGGACUGCCUCCAAGAUUUCGCCGUCCGUCUGGAGGACUUGUCCUGGUGGCGCAUCCCCUGCACGCUGCUGGACCGGCGCAGUGUGGCCACGGAGAUGAAGGAGCUCAGAGCCCAGGUGGAGGAUGUCAGCCAGAGGAACACGCGCUACCGCCUCAUCAAGGGCUCUGGCUCCAGGCCUGCCACCACCGGGGGAAGCUCCAGCAUCCCUACUGAAGAGGUACUACUUCACAUCGCUGAAGCUACACGCACUACGCUGCAGGAAAAGAAGAAGGUUGAUCUCGCCCAAAUGGUCGCUGAUGAUGUAAGUGACCUUAGGACGAUCGCAGUGUGGGGAGCAAGCAGCGAUCUUGGGGUCACUUCCAUCAUUAGGGCUGCCUAUGACAAUCAAUAUGUGAGAGAGAAGUUCCAGUGCCGUGCUUGGGUACGGUUGACACACCCCUUCAAUCCAAGUGACUUCUUUGUGAGUUUGGUGAGGCAGUUCUAUGAAGAUUCGUAUGAAAAAACUGGGAAAGCAACAGAAGGAACAACCACUGGGCUGAAGGUUCUGGAGAAGAUGUCAGCACAAGAUAAUUUGGUUGAUGAGUUCAACCGCUACGUGACCGAGAAGAGGUGCCUAGUUGUUAUUACUGAUGUAUCUACCAUAGAAGAGUGGGACUGGAUCAAAACAUACUUCCCAAGAAAAAAUGGGAGCCGUAUUAUCGUGUCCACGCAGCAAUUUGAAGUUGCAAGCUUGUGCACCGAGAAGCCUUACUCCGUAUCAGAGAUAGAUCAGAAAUGGUCACUCGAUAAGGAUUUUUAUGUCUUCUACAAGAAGUUGGACGCUCCCACCAAAGAAUAUGACAAGCCCGAAUCUAGCUCAAAAGCUGAUAUUGGUACUGCUGAACCUGAUGGCAAGGAACAUGUACAGAAGCCUAGUCAUGAAAGUACAGUAGCAGUUGCUUUGGAGGAAGAUCAGCUUAUUGACCGGGCGGCAGCAAAAGCUAAAGUUGCCCAUUUAGUUGAUCAAGGUGGUCAGGUGAUCACUAUUUGUGGAAUGGGCGGACUUGGGAAAACCACUCUUGUGAGAAGUGUCUACCAACAAGAACUUGGUGAAAGGUUUCAGAGGCGUGCUUGGUUAACCAUGUCACGGUUCGCCAUGUCACGUUCUUUCAACUAUGAAGAAUUCCUUCGGGAUUUGUUCCACCAAUUACGUAGUGAUCACAAUGAAGAGAAAGAAUUUGCUGACCUGGAGAAAACACGAGACGAGACCAGUGGCAAAGAAAGCAAACCUGAAGCAAAUGAAGAACAUACUGAGACAAAGUUGACGAAGAUUUCAUCAGAGCAUAAAUGCCUCAUAGUUUUGGACGAUUUGUCAUCCUUUGUGGAUUGGACAUUGUUAAAGAAGCUCUUAUUGGGAAAUAUUUCUAACAGAAUCAUUGUCACCACACGAGAAUUGACUGUUGCUAAAUGUUGUUCUGUGGAAGAAAAUCAAAUAUACAAUCUUGAGUUGCUAAAUGAAGAGGAAGCUCUUGACCUAUUUAAAAAGAAGGUAUUCAAGGAUAUUAAGGAGAGAGAAAAUUAUCAUCGCAUUCCGGACCUGAUUGAGCAAGCAAAACUUAUACUGAAGAAAUGUGGUGGCCUCCCUCUUGCGAUAUCCACCAUAGGUAGCUACCUGGCAACCAAACCUAAAACUGCUAUGGAGUGGAGAAGUUUGAACAAACAUAUUAGUGCUGAGCUGGAGAUGAAUCCAGAGCUUGGGAUGAUAAAGACAGUCCUUACCACGAGCUAUGAUGGUUUACCUUAUCCUCUCAAGUUUCCGUUCUUGUAUUUGUCCAUUUUUCCUGCAAACAAUGGCAUUAGAUGGAAACGUUUGGUGAGAAGAUGGGUGGUAGAGGGUUACUCAAGGGGAAUACACAACAAGACUGCAGAGGAAAUUGGGGAGAGCUACAUCACAGAUCUUAUCAACAGGAGCAUGGUCCGACCAUCAUCAAAAGGGACAACCCAUAGAUCUGGAAGAGUUGGUUUUCUGGAAGUUCAUGAUUUAAUCCGUGAAGUUGGAACCUCAAAGUCAACAGAGGAAAAUCUUGUUUUUACACUGGAGGAGGGUUGCAACUUAGACAUCCAGGGUAAAAUUCGUCACCUUGCUGUAAGCAGUAGCUGGACAAGAGAUAAGAAUGCAUUUGAAAUUGCAUUUGACUUGUCUCACUUGCGAUCAUUAACAAUAUUUGGAGAGUACAAACCAUUUUUCAUUUCUGAUAAGAUGAGAUUACUCCGGGUGCUAGAUUUAGAAGACACAAAUGAUCUAACAAGUCACCAGCUGCAUCAAAUUGGGAAGCUUCGUCACCUAAACUACCUUUCUCUCAGAAGAUGUUAUAAAAUUUUACGUCUGCCAAAUUCGCUGGGCAAUCUGAGGCACCUACAAACACUGGAUGUGAGAGAUACUGGAAUAAUCAAUUUGCCAAGGUCAAUUACCAAGCUUCAGAAGUUACAGUAUGUUCGCGUGGGUUAUGUACCAGGGCAUGAUCACAAGCAAAGAGAAGAAUUUCAAUACAAUAUAUUUGCUAUGCGUGAAUGCAGUUUCUCUGUCGGGAACGUCAUCGAUGUCGAUGAAGGAUUGGGCUUGGGUGGCUACUUUUGCUACUGGUGGUGCUGGGCCUUCCGCGGCGUUCUCUUGUGCUUGCUGUGCAUGCUUGCUGGCGUAGGCUUCUUGUUGUUUGUCGCCUUAUUUAUCAUAGGGCGCUUCUCAUGGGUACUUAUGAAAGAUGGUUUUGAUGGGCUGCCUGUUGAGUUUAUGGGGCUAGAUCCAUAUGGUGUAAAGUUUCCAAGGGGAAUACGAAAACUCAAGUCCUUGCGCACACUGGGUGUUGUUAAUAUUGAUGCGGUAAGUUCCAUUAUUGAAGAUCUCCAAUAUCUUACUGACUUGCGCAAGUUGAGAGUGACUGGUCUCAAUAAGAAGAACUAUGUGAAGUUCUUCUGGGCCAUUGCCAAGCACAAAUGCCUUGAAUCUUUGUUGAUGCAGGCUGAGGGGGAGCCUAGUUUUUACGGGUGCUUGGAUGACUUGUCCUCACCUCCAAAAAACCUGCAGAGUCUCAAGCUGUACGGUAACCUGGUCAAAUUGCCGAAAUGGAUCCAUGGGCUCAAAGAUCUCGUCAAGCUGGAGCUAGGGAGCUCUAGGAUAUUGGAGCACAAUGAUGACAUACAAUCCCUUGGCAAGCUACCAAACUUGGCCAUUCUGCGUCUGUUGAAGGAGUCUUUCGUGGGUAAAGAGGUCCGCUUCGUUUUCCACCGGGAGGCAUUCCCAAGCCUGGUGGUGCUGAAGAUGGACCUCGUACCUAACCUCGGAUUGGUGAAGUUUGAAGAGGGGGCAACCCCAAAGCUUGAGCUGCUCCAGUUUCGUAGUUCAACUACCGAACCAACGGUUGGGCUGUUUUCUGGUCUAGCAUCUCUCACAAGCCUCAAAGAAUUUAUACUGCAGAACUGCAAUAGUGAAGACCUCGUGGAGGACCUGCGAUGCCAGCUCGCCAGGAACCAAAAUCAAAAUAGACCUGUAUUGAAGACGUUCCAAACUUGAAGCAGGGCCGCUCCAAGUCAUAAAAUACAUAGGAGAGGACUGGCUGUUCCUGAAGAGUCGACUGAUGGAGGGUGUUGCUGUCUUGCUGCUCCGUUUGGUGUAUCUCAAUUGAUAUGUAGCAUGAACUUCUCUUAGUACUAUUUCGCUAGCUAGAGCUAUCUCUUUUGAAUUGUCACUGCUUUGCGCUGCUGCUGGAUCAUCCGAAUUUCAUACAUUUGUCUCUAAAAUUAAUUGUGACUGUAAGUCUGCA